UUUUUUUUCAAGAGAGGGGAUGCGUUUGUCAAUAUACAAUAAUACAGGGGUUUAAGAUGGAAAUAAUAUGUAAAUCUUUGCGAGAAUAACUGCCAAUUUCAACACACAACCAAGUGCGAAUGUGAGGCUGUGAGUGUGAGGUUGCAUUCCCCCCUUUGAAGCAGAUGGCGGGAACACUUGAAACCCUAACGAAUCUCAUUUCUCCAGUAACCGUAACAGCUCAUCUCCGAUCGCUGAACUCACAGUCCAGUAAUCGGUCGUUCGAUGCUAUUAAUAACUCGUUGAUAUCUCGAAAGGUCCGUUCACUUAGAAGAACACUCAUCAUCAGAAACCACACAAAUUCCGAUCAGGUUCAGGGUAAUGGAGGUCCAAAUCCAAAUGAAUCUCCUCGAAAGUCUGGUUUCUUGAGCUUUUCGGUCCUAGCAGAACCUUUACUGAGUUUUGCUUCUAGCAAUUUUCUUCCAUUGGCUCUUAUUGGAGGAGUAGCAUUGGGCCUUGCAAAUCCUGGUCCUGGUUGUCUUGCCCAUAGAUAUCAAUUAUCUAUAGUUAGCACUUUUGGGAUAUUUAUCAUAUCAGGAUUAAGAUUGCGUAGUGAAGAUAUUGGUGCAGCUGCUGAAGCAUGGCCAGUUGGACUCUUUGGGCUAGCUUCAAUUUUGUUGUUUACUCCCCUCCUUUCCAAAAUAAUCCUGCAACUUCACUUCCAACCUCAAGAAUUUGUUACAGGACUAGCUCUUUUUAGCUGUAUGCCUACAACAUUAUCAAGUGGAGUUGCUCUAACCCGGCUUGCUGGAGGAAAUUGUGCUUUGGCUCUUGCUAUGACUGUAACAUCUAGUUUGUUGGCAAUUAUGAUGGUGCCUUUUUCUAUAUCAAAACUAAUAGCUUCUGGACUUGGGGCAUCUGUUCCAACUGAGCAAUUGUUCAGAAGACUUAUAAUCACACUUUUGAUACCCUUGAUUUUGGGGAAGGCUUUUUGGGAAUCCUUUAAAGGCUUGGCAGAUUUUGUUGAUAAUAACAAUCAGCUCUUAUCGGUACUGAGUGUGAUAUUACUUAGUUUGGUCCCGUGGAUACAAGUAAGCAGAUCAAGGCCUCUACUUGUGAUGGUUAAGCCUGAAGCUUUUCUUGUAGCUGUGAUGAUGGGAGCGCUGCUUCACCUGAUACUAUUAGGUUUCAAUGCCACAUCAAUUCGUUGCCUAUGUGCUGUAUCUGGUGGUAGCAAAUCAAUCUUUGCAAAAAAGAAAAAUUCUACUGCCCUCUUACUUAUUGCAAGUCAGAAAGCUUUGCCAGUGCUGGUUGCGGUGGUGGAUCAACUUGGUGGUACAUUUGGUGAACCAGGAUUACUAAUUAUCCCCUGUGUCGCAGCACAUUUAAACCAGAUCAUCAUGGACUCUUUUCUCAUUACCUUUUGGAACAAAAAAGAUCAGUCGCUUGCCAAUACCUAGCUGUUACACGACCAAUCACCAAGAUGGAUCAUUUUCAGUGGGUCAAUAAAGCUGGAAGGAAACACAUGAAAUACUCGUGCAUAUUAUUAUUAUUAUUAUUAAAUUCCUUAAACAAUUUCAAUGCAAAUAUAUCGUACAGUAAUUAUCUUUGAUUUACUGAAAAAAAGAUUCAAUUUAUUGAGCAUAUCGUGGGUACAUAAUCCUAAAUUCUUUUUAGGUAUUUCUCAUUCUAACAUGCUCCAACUCCAGGAAAAAAAAAACAAAAAACAUAAAGAAAAUGGAGAAAAUACAUGGGAAAUAAACAGGUCAACAAUGAAUGCGCUUGUUUGUUUACUUAGGCAAGCCAGUGAGUGGGUUAAGAAGAGCAUGGGUUUCAUCCGACAGCACAACCGGACCACCACCAGGUCUUGUGCAGAUGAAGUAACUAACAUCUCCCUUGGAUUUCUCGGUCGGAAUUUUGUCUUUGACUUCUGGGGGAGCGGUCAAAGCUUCAACAUCCUUCAUAUCCUUAAUCCCAGCAUCUUGUAGAAUCGACUUGUCCCCAAUUAUGUAGCUAGUAUCAAGUCAAAACAAAUAAAAAUCAGACUUACAAUUAUUGCAUAUAUGAUAUAUACCAACAGUCAAAAACAUUUUCCAUUU
Lactuca saligna is the source of this 2078-nucleotide messenger RNA. The record is from the annotation of a GenBank genome assembly. NCBI's taxonomy places the organism in Eukaryota, Viridiplantae, Streptophyta, Magnoliopsida, Asterales, Asteraceae.